AUGGAGCCCUUAUAUGAAGAAUACCUGGCAAACAGUGGAACAAUAGUGAAACCUUACUACUGGCUUACCUUCAAUCUAGAUUGUCCUAAUUGCCCAUACCAUAUUCGAACAGGUGAAGAAGCAAGAAUUUCCUACAUGGAAUUUUAUCACACUUUUGGAUUCCCUUAUGGGCCAAUCCAUGCUCUAACAAAGCACCUCAUAUUUUAUGAACUAAAAACUGCUUCUGGCAGCCUGGUGCAAAAAGGGCAUGCUAGCAAUUGCACUGGGAACCAGAUUCACCCAGAAUCAAUGCUAUUUGAGACAAAAGGUUAUCUUGACUCUGCCUUAUACAACAACAGCAGCAUCAGGCAUAUCAUUCUGUAUUCCAACAAUUCUCCUUGUAACGAAGCUAGCCACUGCUGCAUCAGCAAAAUGUAUAAUUUCCUGAUGAUGUAUCCAGACAUCACUCUUAGCAUUUACUUUUCUCAGUUCUAUCAUACUGGGAUUGACUUUCCCGUUUCAGUGUGGAACCGGGAAGCUCUCCGGAGCUUGGCCAGCUUGUGGCCCCGGGUCAUCUUGAGUCCAAUAAGUGGUGGAAUGUGGCAUUUUCUCCUCAAUAACUUUGUGAGUGGUGUUUCAGGAGCAGCCCUUUUCCAGCCCAUCUUACCUGGAAGAGCACGAGCUGACAGGCACAAUGCACAUGAGAUCAAUGCUAUCACAGGAGUGAAGCCUUAUUUCACUGAUGUUCUUUCCCAGACAGAAGAGACUCGAGAUGUAAAAGCUCAGUCAGCCUUAGAGCACCACCCCUCAAAAAAUGUCUUCCCCAGAUACUCUUUCCAACUGACAAAGGGACAACUACAACCCAACCUAACCCCAGGCCCCAGGAUUCCUGUCAUCUUCGUGCUGGUGCCUUACAGAGACCUACCACCAAUCCAUGUGGAUCCAAACCCAUAUAAACCCAGAAACGUUGUAAAGCACUUAAAUAUGCCUCAAAUGUCAUUUCCAGAAACCACAGACCUUGGAAGCCCUCCCACUGGAAGGCCAGUGGAAAUCACAGGACGACUCCUUAUUACCAAAGAGGCAGAAGACAAGACCAAGACAGGGGUAAAAUAA
Molecule: messenger RNA, 1092 nt
Organism: Elephantulus edwardii (Cape elephant shrew)
Lineage: Eukaryota; Metazoa; Chordata; Mammalia; Macroscelidea; Macroscelididae
Gene: APOBEC4
Product: apolipoprotein B mRNA editing enzyme, catalytic polypeptide-like 4 (putative)
Exons: 1
Coding region: 1-1092 (363 amino acids)
Source: RefSeq, a predicted model, not a curated record